This is a messenger RNA of Myxocyprinus asiaticus (Chinese sucker), 4095 nucleotides long. Its product is annotated as FYVE, RhoGEF and PH domain-containing protein 1-like. Gene Ontology annotation, molecular function: metal ion binding; guanyl-nucleotide exchange factor activity. Gene Ontology annotation, biological process: cytoskeleton organization; filopodium assembly. The record is from RefSeq and is a predicted model, not a curated record. NCBI's taxonomy places the organism in Eukaryota, Metazoa, Chordata, Actinopteri, Cypriniformes, Catostomidae. Bases 1117 to 4095 code for a protein of 992 amino acids. The transcript has 17 exons. Gene Ontology annotation, cellular component: cytoplasm.
GGAGGAUUUUCAGUUUAGCACACUUUGGCGUUUUCGAGUCCCACAAAAGAAUAGACAAGCAACCGGUGGAGACUAAAACAAGAGCAAAACUUGAACAUUGAAACAUUCUAACAAAGGGUCAUCGCGAUAUUGUCAGUUCUUGUGGGAAAGGAUUGUAUUUAAAGAGACACGUACACACAUUCGGAGGAGUUAGGAAACAAAGCAUAUGUGGAUUUUGUUUAAAGCAGCUGAGUGUGCAUAUUUUUGGAUACGGUUGUACCGAAAGGAAACGAGGAAACCCGUCUGAAUAGCGAGGAAAAAAUACCGACAAUGUGCGGCGAUCUUUAUUGCGGCGCCCCGUCGCGCUCUUAACCCGCAAUUUACCAUCGGAAAUUAAAUUGAAGAAGGUGGAAUGGGAAAGUUGCGUUUGGAAUGUCAGUAACUGAGUGAAUUUAGUUCAGCCUGAUUUUGCAUGGAAUAACGCAAUGCAACAAUGUCAAUAGAUGAAAAUAGAUGAAGAGAUAACUUAUAUUGCUUCUGUUAUGGAUGCAUAACAAUGUAUGCAUGUGUAUUCUGUCAUUCAUUGAUGUAUUCUGUGACCUCUGAAAGGGAUAAGCAUAAAACUUCCAAUGGCAUAAGAGGAAUAUUCCUAAAGGGCCGUUCACACCGAACGCGUUUUGCGUCCGUCUUUUCUAUGUAGACGCGUUUUUAGUCGCCGUUUCAAGUUAAGAAGAACUUCAGCUUGCCUCGAUUUGCGUUCUUUGGCGUUCGGUCUGAACGGCCCCCAAAGGUCAUUGCGUAUUGUCGGAGUUCGGUAUAUUAAAUUGGCUUGGGAACAUACGUGUGGUUGCGGUUCAACUGAUCGUUGAUGGCUUUUUUUAUUGCUCAAAGCGACUUGGAUUGGAAUUGCACUCCGCCGUCUGAUCGGAUGGGAUUGAACUGCCUGAUUUACCGUUUACAGCAUCGCCAAGAAGACGGGACGCAGGAGUCUCUUGUGUCUUUGGACCUGAACUGUUUUGAGCAUUCGGGUCUUAUAUUUGGACCUGGGAUAUAAACCGUACUGUGUGUAUUUUCCGCCCCCUGGAUUCGACCGCAUCCUGUGUCAUAUAUGCCUGCGUAAGGAUUGAGCAGGCAGGCAUGCAGCUGAAUCGACCCAAGAGCGCUCAUUUGAUCACCUCCAGUCCGCACAAUUCGUCCUCAUAUUCCAGCCAGUUCAAAACCAUGCGCUUCUCAUACCACAUCGGCAGCGGUUUGCCGAGUCCUCAGCCUGCCCUGCGCAGAACAGGGCCCUCUGCGUCCAGUCCGCAGCUUCUAACCAAGAGUCUGUCACUUGACCCAGGCCCCUGUCUCGGAGCCCACGAGACCUCUCAGCGCCUCUGCUCUGACCCUGGACCCCUGGAUUCACAGCACUGCAAUGGCACAAGUGACAGCGGACCUCAGGAUGUCCCGCCUCCACCCCCCAAAACACGCCCACCUUUACCUGGGCCAAAGCCUCAAGUGCCCCCAAAACCACCUCAUCUACAGCAGCAGAGUGCUCGACGACCACGUACCCCAGACAAGCCACUCCCCCCACCACCCUGCCGCCCACUUCCCGCUGACCCUCGCCAAUCACGCACCACUUUACCAAGAGCAGAUGGAAGCUCCUCCCCCACUUGUGUCCUUUCGCUCAUCGAGAAGUUUGAGAGGGAGCAGAUCAUUGUGGUGCCAGAUAUCACCGGAGGAGUGAUGUGCACCCCACGAGUCCCCGAACCGCAGGCAGCUGCAGGGGCAGGUAGCCCCAUACCCUCGGAGUUCAUCUUACCUUGCACCUCCCUUGAAGCACCACUAGAGGCGCCGCUGGCAGAAGCAGAGAAAGAAGAAAAGGAUGAAACAGAGGUGGAUGAAACUGAAGAAGACGACAGCGAACUCGGAGCGUCUUGCUCAGAAAAGCGUCUUUCUAUGGAAUCAGGCUACGGUGCUUGUGAUAAACUGCUGGACACUAUGGAAAUAAGGGACCUUACGACCAACCAAUCAGAAAUCCCUUCUGACCGCUUGUCCCUCCCACCAUCCCAGAUGGAUGGGAAGCUGGCCAAUAGGGAUAGUGGUAUUGACAGCAUCAGUUCGCCCUCGCACAGUGAGGAGUUGUGCUUUGUUGGGGACGAGGAUCGCAUCGGCCAUGAGAGGGACAUUUGCCCGUGCAGCCCAGGGCCCGGCCUCUCUUGUGGCUAUGUGGAGGGGCCCGAAGGAGAGGGGGCCAGUGGUGUAGAGGGUGGCAGAGACUCAGAGGGGGACAGUGAUAUGGAGGAAGGUAGUGGGGAUGAAAGUGAAAUGAAUCCAAUGGCUCUACAACCUCUCCCUAAAGCUGAGAGACAAGACUCCACUGAGCUGUCAGUCCAGCAGCGAGUGUUUAACAUUGCUAAUGAGUUGCUGCAUACAGAGAAGGCUUACGUGUCCAGACUGCACCUCCUGGAUCAGGUUUUCUGCGCUCAGCUGAUGGAGGAGGCUCGAACCCGCAGCUCUUUCCCCUGUGAGGUGGUCAUGGGCAUCUUCUCCAACAUCUGCUCUAUAUACUGCUUCCACCAGCAGUUCCUGCUGCCUGCACUGGAGAAACGCAUGGAGGAGUGGGACCUGUACCCCCGCAUCGGGGACAUCCUGCAGAAGCUGGCACCUUUCCUGAAGAUGUACGGAGAGUAUGUCAAAAACUUUGACAGAGCCAUGGAGCUGGUGAACACCUGGAUGCAACGCUCCUCUCAAUUCAAAGCCAUCAUUCAUAACAUCCAGAAAGAGGAGAUGUGUGGGAAUCUUACCCUACAGCACCACAUGUUGGAGCCUGUGCAGCGAAUCCCACGUUACGAGCUGCUGCUCAAAGACUAUCUGCACCGUCUGCCAGAGGACGCAGAUGACUUCAAAGAUGCGCAGAAAUCUCUGGAGCUGAUCGCCACAGCGGCAGAACAUUCAAAUGCUGCCAUCAGAAAAAUGGAGCGCAUGAGGAAGCUGUUAAAGGUGUACGAGUUGCUCGGUGGAGAAGAGGACAUCGUUAACCCGACUAAUGAACUUAUUAAAGAGGGACACAUCCUAAAACUGUCGGCCAAGAACGGCACUUCACAGGAUCGAUACCUCAUUCUGUUCAACGAUAGGUUGUUGUACUGUGUCCCAAAACUGAGGCUGAUAGGACAGAAAUUUGGUGUCCGAGCACGGAUUGAUGUCGACGGCAUGGAGCUGAAAGAGACCAGCAGCAUGAACGUAUCGCGGACGUUCCUGGUAUCCGGAAAGCAACGGUCUCUAGAGCUGCAAGCAAGGACGGAGGAAGAGAAGAGAGAUUGGAUUCAGGCAAUUCAGGCCACUAUACAGAGACAUGAACAGACGCUAGAAACCUUCCGAAUGAUCAACUGCUCGUUUCGUGAGGAGGACUUCACUCCUCCAAAUUCUCCGAAUUGCACAGAGCUUGGAAAGCGAGCGCCCACUCCGAUCCGAGAGAAAGAGGUCACACUGUGUAUGAAGUGUCAGGAGCCGUUCAACUCUAUUACCAAACGACGACAUCACUGCAAAGCCUGCGGUCAUGUGGUGUGUGGAAAGUGUUCGGAGUUCCGCGCUCGUCUGUUGUACGAUAACAACCGAGCCAACCGUGUGUGUAUAGACUGCUAUACAAUGCUGGUUGGAGUGCCGCCCUCUCCGGCCAGUCUGACCAAUAGCACACAGAGGCGUCGCUCCAUUCUAGAGAAACAGGCCUCUGUGGCAGCUGAAAACAGUGUGCUAUGUAGUUUCCUGCAUCUCAUGGAGAAGGGAAGUGGACGUGGAUGGCAGAAGGCCUGGUUUGUCAUCCCUGAAAAUGAACCACUGGUGCUGUAUAUCUAUGGUGCUCCACAGGAUGUCAAAGCUCAGCGCAGUAUUCCCCUGAUUGGAUUUGAGGUGUCUCUACCUGAAACAAGUGACCGUCUAGAACGUCGCUACGCCUUCAAAAUGAGUCAGAGUCAUUUGACCGUUUACUUCAGUGCCGACAGUGAGGAGCUACAGCGACGCUGGAUAGAGGUUUUAUCAAGAGCUGGGAGGGGGGAGGAGUUGCAGUCAAAUGGUCCAAUUUCCGAGGCCCUCGAGGAAGAGGGGGAGGAGCUAGCGCCUGCGGGAGAAAGCACAUGA